Messenger RNA from Lithohypha guttulata, 1842 nucleotides. RefSeq lists its product as uncharacterized. Gene Ontology annotation, molecular function: transmembrane transporter activity. Gene Ontology annotation, cellular component: fungal-type vacuole membrane. NCBI's taxonomy places the organism in Eukaryota, Fungi, Ascomycota, Eurotiomycetes, Chaetothyriales, Trichomeriaceae. The record is from RefSeq and is a predicted model, not a curated record. Bases 1 to 1842 code for a protein of 613 amino acids. Gene Ontology annotation, biological process: transmembrane transport. The transcript has a single exon.
AUGUCCUUGGUCCAGCAUUUGACGAGUGUGGAAGGUGUGGAUCGGGAGCGAGACGAAGACCUUGAUGUUGCAAGCCUGAUCUUGACCAAAAGCCUUAGCCAUAAGAUCAGCUACGAUCUUCUACCCAGACAUACGGCUUUGGAACACGUUCCGGAGGUCCUCGACAGCGCUCCUGCCUACGAAGUAUCCACCACCAGAAGGCUUGCACAGGUCUUUGUCGGAUGCAUCACUUGCAUCCUGGCCUCGGGUAUCACAUUCGGGUAUGCAGCAUUGAAGUCUGUACUGGUCAAUGAAGAAGUGUAUAGAGAAUUAUGCACCCAGCAGGAGCUUAGUAAAGGGGUACCAAUAUGCUAUUUGCAGGACCAAAGGCUCAACCUCACCUUUAUCGUUGCUUCCGUAACUACAAAUAUGGGAGCUCUACUCGUCGGCACUACCCUCGAUCGUUUCGGCCCUCGAGUAUGUGGUUUAAUUAGCAGUGGACUUCUUGUCAUCGGUACCCUUUUCAUGGCCUUCGCCACCAGUCUGCCCUUUGAUGCAUUCAUUGCCAGCAGUUUCUUUCUUGCGCUUGGCGGUACAUUCAGCUUCGUUCCGUCCUUCCAUCUAUCGAACGCGUUCCCUCGCUACCAGGGUCUGAUCUUAGCACUAAUAACAGGCUCUUUCGAUGCCUCUGCUGCUGUCUUCCUGGGGUUUCGAAUCCUGUAUGAAGCAACAGAAGGUGUUUUUGGUUUACGUACCUUCUUCCUCAUCUACCUCAUAGUACCAAUUUUCGUUGUCUUGACUCAGCUCUUUCUGAUGCCUUCGCGGAGCUAUGAGACCAGAACUGAGCUUGAGGCAGAGGAAGAAGUGGCAGCAGAUCCGACUACCGAUGUUCAUGAUUCCGAUGACGAGAUUCAGGACGAAGCCGAGCUUUGGAAGUUACGUGGCAACCGCUCUGUGCGUCGCAGACAGUCCUUGGCUGAAAUCAGAUCACUUCUCGGUACCCCAGCCGAGCGGGAAGUCCACGAAAAGAAGGAAGAAGAGAAGAAGGAGGCUUCAGGUGUCUGGGGUGCGCUCCACGGCAUUCCAGCCUGGAAGCAAAUGCAGACACCCUGGUUCAUCUUCAUCACAUUGUUAACCGUUCUACAGAUGGCACGAUUCAAUUUCUUCAUCGCCACAAUCUUCACCCAAUAUGACUACAUGCUUCAGAGUAAAGCGUUAGCAACACAAGUCAACAACUUCUUCGACAUCGCCCUGCCACUCGGCGGUAUCAUCACCGUACCAUUCAUCGGCCUGAUCCUCGACAAUGUCAGCACCGUCGUCGUCCUCGCACUAAUCGUUCUCAUGAGCACCGUCAUCGGCGUCCUAGGCGCCAUGCCAACCCUUGGAGCAGCAUACACAAACAUUUGUCUCUUCGUCGUCUUCAGACCACUCUACUACAGCGCCAUGUCCGACUACGCCGCAAAAGUAUUCGGCUUCGCCACGUUCGGCACAGUCUACGGCACGAUCAUCUGCUGCUCAGGGGUAGCUAUCUUCUGCCAGUCGGCACUGCAGGCGAUCGUGCAUUCUCAGUUUCAGGAAGACCCGGGUCCAAUGAAUCUGUGGCUGGCGGGUAUUGGGCUUAUCGUGGGGAUAAGUCUGGUUAUGUAUGUGGAUAUGGCAGGGAGGGUGGUGAGGCAGCAGCAUGCAGAUGAGGAUGAGCGGAGAAGUGUGAGAAGCGUUAGAGUUGCGAGCAGGAGACCAAGCAGGAGUAGUAUGCAUGUGGCGCCUGAUGAAAGGAGGCCACUUUUGACGGGUUCGAUGAGAGGGUUAUCGACGGUGCAAGAGAGGGCGGAGCUAGAGGAAGAGGUGGUGAGUAGCAUAUAG